UUCAAGCACGGCGGUUGCAUUUUACACGUAAUGGGGAAUACCCCUUAUGUACACGCCCAUAACCAUACGCAAAAGCACAAGAAACGCGAAUCCCACAGCAGAAAGGGCCGAGCUGUGUCACGGACUUUCCUCAAACUUCAAUGCUAUUUUUGCCACGAGAAGAGGCUAGAGAUUUUCUUACAUCAAAAUCAUCAUUACUCGAUCUUGAUUCAAUGUGUUGUUUUCAUGAUGUGACUGAAUGAUGGCAGUACCCCGGGGUAGUACUCUUACCAGCAGGCCUAUCCCCUAGAAGCAAGAACUCUGUCGUUAGCUGUAACUAUGUGAACCCAUGGUGAACCUAACCCAUCGAUUGCAUCGAUGUUGACUUUUGACUUACUACUGCCAAGAUUACAGGUAUGGCUUGGGCUCCAUUACACCGUGCUGCUUACCUUGGUCAUAUUGACGUCAUCAAAUCUCUGAUCAAUGAGGGAGCUGAGGUCAAUAAGGAGAAUAACGAUGGUUUGACAGCAUUACACCGUGCUGCUAUUAAUGGUCAUACUGACGUCAUCAAAUAUCUGAUCAGUGAGGGAGCUGAGGUCAAUAAGGAGGAUAAUAAUGGUCGGACUGCAUUACACCGUGCUGCUAACAGUGGUCAUACUGACGUCAUCAAAUAUCUGAUCAGUGAGGGAGCUGAGGUCAAUAAGGAGGAUAAUGAUGGUUUGACUGCAUUACACCAUGCUGCUAACAAUGGUCAUAUUGACGUCAUCAAAUAUCUGAUCAGUGAGGGAGCUGAGGUCAAUAAGGAGGAUAACGAUGGUUUGACUGCAUUACACCGUGCUGCUAACAAUGGUCAUAUUGACGUCAUCAAAUAUCUGAUCAGUGAGGGAGCUGAGGUCAAUAAGGUGGAUAAUGAUGGUUUGACUGCAUUACACCAUGCUGCUAACAAUGGUCAUAUUGACGUCAUCAUAUAUCUGAUCAGUAAGGGAGCUGAGGUCAAUAAGGUAGAUAAGGAUGGUUUGACUCCAUUACACCAUGCUGCUAACAAUGAUCUUAUUGACGUCAUCAAAUAUCUGAUUAGUCAAGGAGCUGAGGUAAAUAAGGAGGAUAAUGAUGGUGGGACUGCAUUACACAAUGCUGCUGAGAAUGGUAAUAUUCACGUCGUCAAACAUUUGAUCAGUCAACGAUGUGAUGUCAAUAAGGGCGACAAGGAAGGGACAACUGCCUUACAUAUCGCCGUUCAGAAUGGUUACACUGAGGUUGUUCAAGUCCUACUUACGGGUGGAGCGCGAUGUGAUACAGAAGACAUUCACGGCCAGACACCCUUACAUCAAACCAUAAGCCUCGGGUACAGAGAUAUUGCUGAUGUUCUAGUUGACAACAGGGAUGCUAAGAGUGAUUCAGUGGCCAUCCAUCUUGCUGUGAUGCACGGACAUACAUCCAUCAUUGAGAGGAUGAUUGCUAAAGGAUGGGAUCUCAAUAUACAGUCUACUGACGGGCAGACAUGUCUUCAUAAAGCUAUCAAAUUAUGCUACCAAAGAAAAAGGAAUGUUGAAGACACCAAAACACUCAGAAAGGUAUCCGAAGAAUACUACGGUGGCAGGUUGUCUCCUGAAAAGGCAUUGGUGUUCUAUCUCUUAGAAAAUAGAGCCAGGAUUGAUAUCAAGGAUGAAGCAGGUUGCCUACCAAUCCACUAUGCAAAUGAUGAAAUGAUCAGACAGAUGAUAUUGGCAAGAUCACCUGCCUUGGAUGGUGCACAGUCUACUAGAGGUAAGAGCAUCUCUGAAAUAUGA
Lytechinus variegatus (green sea urchin) is the source of this 1769-nucleotide messenger RNA. RefSeq names its product putative ankyrin repeat protein RF_0381. The transcript is spliced from 5 exons. Gene Ontology annotation, molecular function: protein binding. Lineage: Eukaryota; Metazoa; Echinodermata; Echinoidea; Temnopleuroida; Toxopneustidae. The record is from RefSeq and is a predicted model, not a curated record. The coding region runs from base 396 to 1769 and encodes 457 amino acids.